Xyrichtys novacula (pearly razorfish) is the source of this 19574-nucleotide messenger RNA. The record is from the annotation of a GenBank genome assembly. NCBI's taxonomy places the organism in Eukaryota, Metazoa, Chordata, Actinopteri, Labriformes, Labridae.
GGAAGUUGUAUAGUUUCGCGUUAGCUUGGAACAGGGUCUCGGUGGUUGCUGUCUUUGUAAAGGAAUGUCGCUGCUGCUUCAUCUGUGUCGGGAUGGAGGUCUGACAGAUGUUUCGAGAUAAAGAUGUCGGGGGUGCAUUUUGUUGUCAUAAUAAAUAACCGUGAGUAUUUGUAGCAGAAACUAUAUCAAAUACAAACACCCAUUUGUUUCGCCGAAAAAUGUCAAUGAACGAACGGAGAGCUAAGCGAGGCUAAUAUCGGCUAGCUUAGUCAGACUGAGAGGAUAACGUUACCUUUCAGUCAGGAUGGAUAACAAACCAGGUUGAUCCAUUUCUGUCAGAAGUCUGUGAUCACCUGAAAACUGAAAGCAGGUGAUGUGAUGUUACACUUGCCGUCAAAACUGCUGUCAAAAUCUGUCUUAGCCUAGCUAACAGCUUGGCCAGCUAACGCUAGCAGCAUAACGUAGAAAGGAAGAUUGUGUGUAAAAGUAAAUGAAUGAUUGUGUCAUUACUAUGAAUUAGAGCUAGUUUCUGCUGUAAUGGACGGAUUCAUACGUUUCUCUGGUGUUGUCAAAUGGAGACAAACCCCGAUGAUUGUGGAUGAUCAACUGCUCCUUGCUAUUCCCUUUGAGAUUUAACACAGACAUGGAUUUACUUCUGCAAACCUUAAUUUCACACUUCACUUCAGUCAUAUUACAAAUCAAACCUCCUUUUUGAUGCCGGGAGGCGAUCCAAGAGCCACUAGGCAGUGGUGUAAGCAGAAAAUGAAAGCAGUACCAUAAAUAGACAGUAUAGUACAACCAAACAAACCAAUUCAGCUGUAGUAUUUCGCAUUUGGUUAGGGACUUGUAUUUACAAUAGGUUUGCGGAAUAGGAGAAAAAGAUGUAGUGUAGUGUGAUGUGCUGCUACAUUGUUACACAUAGAAAUAGCGUGUUACAAACAAAAUAAAUACCUAUUAAUAUCAAGGGUCUUAUUUUGAUCAGAUUUUUCUAAAUCUGCACUGAUUAAUCUGAAGGUAGCUUUCAGCUAGUCUAUGCUUCAUCUAACUCUAGGGCUGGACGAUAUGGGAAAAAGUUUAUCACAGUCGAUAUCGAUAUCACAAUAUAAAAAAAGCACUUGUCAAUCUUAAAUGUUCCCUGUUAAGGUCCUUACACACUGGGACCAUUUUUUUCAUGCGAUUAUUUCGGAUAUUUUUUUUCGAAUCUGUAUCCUGUCAAUACAAGCGUUCACAUCAGCAACAUUUUCCAGUCCUGCGAUAUUGCAGCAUUUAUUUUUUCGGAGUUUCUCAUACUGUGUGUCCACUUCUGACCAAUCAGAUUGCGUGUUGUGGCGACGUCAGAUUCAAUGGUAUAUCCAACAUGGCCGGCCGGCUGAUUGUUUACGUGUCAGAGAACAGAGUGCUUUAUGAUAAAAGACACCAAACAUUACAAAGAUAUCACCUGAAGGACAACUUGUAAAGAGUCAAGUUAAACGUUAAAAUGCGAUGAUUCUGUGUAGCUGCAGCCUGCUACAACACAGUUGUUUGCUACUUCAGCACAUGCUUGGUUCAGUGCGAAGCGGACCUGGAGCAACUCCCCUUUUCAUUGCCUAUUUGUAUUGUCUUCCAAAACAUGGCAGAAUGGCAACUAUCGAAAAAGCAUAUUGACCAUGUUUUAUGUUGAUAUUGAGGGAAAUUAAUUUUCAAUAUAUAUCGUUAUUGUUUUAUCGCCCAGCCCUAUCUGACACAAUCCAAUUGACCUUUUUUCCUAAUGAGAUCAAUAUUAAAUAAACUUUUCCCAUGUCGCCCAGCCCUAGAUACUGUUGAUUAAAAUCAGAAUUUGACGGUUUUCAAAUAAUUUAAACCUGAUAUUUAAUUAAAAAUACUGCAGACAAAAUGUCUAAUGUGGAUGUUGCAACUUUUUUCUUUUGUUUGUUUAAUGGAGAAUACAUAUGCUUGAUUAAAAUUUUAUUCCAAAAAUGUUUGGGCAGAAACACGUUUGCCAAAGUGUUCUAUCACCUCUUUCUUUACUGACACCAUGUAAAUGUUUGAGAAUUAAAGAUUUCAAAAUAGAUUCCCAAACCUGACGUCCUUAUUCAUUCUUCUUUGCAGAUGAUGCUCAAAACAACAUGGUAGAUACUUCCACCUCUGACCAGCGAGCAAGAACACCAAGUUGGAUCUGAAAGAAGCACCGCUCAGUAUUCACUGCUUUGGCUUUGGAUUUGUGUCAAAGCAUGGACCCUUAACUCAGCAGUUAGGAACACUGUUACACUUCUCUUUCAGUUGUGAGAGACCACUGUACACGACCAAGUUUUACCGUAAAGCUUGUAAAGUAAAGUCAAGAUGUUUUCAGCACUAAAGAAGCUGGUGGGAUCUGAGCCGGGGCAGCUCAGGGACAAGAACAUUCCGGCCGGCAUGCAGUCAAUGAACCAAAGUCUACAGAGACGCUUUGCCAAAGGGGUUCAGUAUAACAGUAAGUACCAGCCAAUCAGAAAGACAUGGCUCUGCAGACACAAAGCUGUAUUUUGGAUGGGUUGUAAUUUUGAGUAUCUUUUCCUUUACAGUGAAAAUAGUCAUCCGGGGAGACCGAAACACUGGAAAGAGUACUUUAUGGCAUCGACUGCAGGGCAAGAAGUUUGUAGAGGAAUACCUUCCCACUCAGGAGAUCCAAGCCACAAGUAUCCAUUGGAACUACAAAAGUGAGUAACCCAUCUCCUCUCUGCAUAUGAACAGCUUUCACCUUAUCACUGCUGCUUCUGUUUGUUUGUUUGUUUAUUUUCUUGAAUGUUUGACAUCUCCUGUUCUUCAUGAUAUAUUUCAGUGGCUCCAUAUCAAGGUAAAGGAAAAAAAGUGUGUAGGUUUAGUUUUAGCUGAGAAGUCCUCUAUUUGUGUCAGUCCUUCCAAUAGGAGCUCUUUUCCUUCCACUACUACUGAUUGUGUUUUUAGUGCCUAGAUACUGUUUUGAGGUCUUUAAAGCUGGGGUAAAAAGAAAACAGUAAUUCAACCAAAAGUUACAUGAAUAUUCAGUAGGGCUGUAAAGAUUCAUUUACUGCAUCAAUGCAUUGAGUUUAAUUACCACGAUUCACCUGCGUCAAUACAUUGACAGCCAUGCCAUACUCCCAUAUGGCGCAUAUUAAGUAAUAGUUGUGUUCCAAAGUUAAUCAUUGAUUAUGCACUACAAUCUGAUAGAUACUGAGAAAAUUUGUUGCAUAUUUUUGCAUGUGGAUAUAUUUUUACAGUAUCCAGUUUGAAAGUUGACCCAAUAAUUUUCAUUAGUCUUCAAGGAUGUUAGUUCGAUAUGGUGAUUUUACAAGGAUUGCAGUAACCUGUUUUAACUGAUAGCGUUGAUUUACGGUGCUGCAAACAUACUCCAACAUUCGUUAGCCAACAGAUAAUUACUCUGAUGUGUUUCAGUGGCAGAAAGAAGAGGACAUUUUGAUUGGCCCUGUGUUUUUUUUUAUAUUUCAAUCACAAAGGAGGCUGCUUGCUUUUAAAUCACCGGGAUCAGCACAUCAGAUAUCAUUUUCUAAUUUAACAUGGUGAUAUGUUGCUACACAGUCACAGAAUUGUCAUUUAGACACUUAUUGACCUUAGUGCACAGAGUUGGCAGCGGCACAGUGUCUCUAUCCUCUUUCUUUGUAUGUAGGUUGGUGACAAAAGGUUACCAUGGUGAAUUGACGCACUGUCUGUGUCGCUCUAAAACUUAUUUUUUAACUCCUCAUUUUGCUGCCAAAAUGUAUCUGUGUUUCUUAAAGCUACGCAUACGCUUUAUAAACUUGUAGUUUAUGUUAUUACUGAAUUUUGAUAACUGUUCUCUUUGAUUCUAAUUUUUGACACGUGCACAAAUAAAGGGGUGCAUGUAAAAAAAAAAAGCAAAAAGAGAAGUAGGUAAAAAAAAAACAUUUAUGUGCAAAAAUCAAAUGCAGGACAUAAAGUUUUGUCUCCAUAUGUAUCCUGUGCUGGGGGCUGUAGUUCAUCUCACCUGGUAAAGCCAAUCAUUUAUGAUAGAGAAGGAUCUCAGGAUCUUAGACUUAGGAUAGUCUACAUAUUUUCUUUUUCGCCCUUUGCCACUCACAUCCCUGAUAGAUAUCUGCAUUUAUUCUUUAUAUUAGAAAUAACAAUAUAAAUGUUGCCACAGAAGGUUCAGUGUUUUCAGUCAGGCAUGAUGAAGUCUAACUAAGACUAAGACGUGACCAGCAGGCAGAAGUGUGAUGUUCUUUAUAAUUCUCUUCAAACCUUUCUUCACUUUGUUGUACUUAAGUACCAUUUUUGUUUGUUUUCUAUCUUUAAUGACCCCUGAUCAGUUAGAUAGUUAGAAUUGACACAUUGGAAUUGCGCAUAAUACCAUUCUCAACUUUUUCAAUCACAAUGCCAGACUACUGGUACAUGAUGACAGGCAUGUGACUACAACAGAUAUCUUGGUGUUUGUUUGAAUGUAAUGAGAGCUGUAAAGGGAAAAGGAGAGUUUUAAAGCAUACCCCAGCUUUAAAAGGUUGUACAUAUGAUUUAUUUUACACGCCUGCUUAAGAACAUGAAUAAUAUGAAUGCUCUUUCUUUUUUUUCAAAGCUACUGAUGAUGUGGUCAAAGUAGAGGUGUGGGACGUGGUAGACAAAGGUGAGUGUUGACACACCUGCCAGACUUUCCACUGGGGCCUUACCUCGCUCUUAGAAGUUACGCCUUUGUCUAUUUACUGCAGUCACUCUGCCACAGUUUGUCAGAACAUCAAACAGAUGAAUGGGUGUUUGUCUGUGUUUGUUGAUGUUGUCUUUUUUUUUUUUUUUUUUUUACCUCUCUUGCACUCAUAUCAGGCCAAAAAUAUCCUCUUCCUGAAGGUGUAGGUGAGCUCCACAAUAGUGUGUAGAGACUGAACUUGCUCUUGUGCUGUAGGUUUGCCCCCGCUUAGCUCUUCUCUCUAUGUGAAAUGUCAAUAAUCUCAAGGUUUGGCUACUCCCAGGUUUGCUGUGUCGUUGGAUUUCAGAGUGUAUGAACCACGUGAGCCAUGACUAAAUGCCAGCUAUGUGUAUUUACAUGGGCUGUGUAUGUUAAAACAACCCUGCAAUAUGCUUUUCAGUAAGAAAAGCUGCGGUGCUGCUGUGCUUGCUUUUGAUUGUUUUAGACUAAUGUAAACCAACAUACUAAGCCGUGGGCGUGAAGUAAUUCCAGCUCGUCUUAAUUCAACACAUCUCUUUCUUGUUCUCUCAGGCAAAGGCAAACGCCGCGGAGACAAUUUGAAACUGGAGAAUGAGACUCAAGAGGUGAUUAUCACAUGAAUGUCAUGUGUUCAGGGAAAAAAAAAGCUGACUUAUAGUAUGUGGGUCAGUGAUGGAAUUUGCUCAAUAAGUCUUACAGGAUUUCAAGAGUAAAACUUUAAAGUGUUAUUUUUGUGUAACAGAUUCUCUUAAUUAAUCUAAGUGUUUGUGUGUGUUGUAGUCCGAUGAAGUGGCCCUGGACGCAGAGUUCCUGGAUGUGUACAAGAACUGUAACGGGGUCAUCAUGAUGUUUGAUAUAACCAAGCAGUGGUAAGGGUUUGUGUGUGUCCUGGUCGUUGUCUUCACCCUGUCUCAUCAGUGAACUCUCAUGCUACAAUAUGCAUGGACAGAUAAGGUUUCAGUCCGUCUGCAUGUGGCGAUGGAGUUUCCACUGCAGGAUUCUGUUCAGCUUUAAAGGCAAAACCUUCAAAGGCUCAUUGUACGGGUGUUAGAUGUUUAAAAACAGUAAUACUUGCAUGUCUUGAGGAAGCUGUUGGUAUUUUAGCAUUGGCUAAUGUGUCUUGUUGCAGAUGUACAAAUUUGUUACUUGUAGUCAAGAUAUAAUUAUCACUUUCAUGUGUUAGUCCCAAUAUGUUCACCGUAAUGUCAAACUGUACAAGUAACAUUUGUCUGUUUCCAGUGAACAUCUGUUUUUGUAAAUAAUGUAGCGAUGGUUUAGACCAGGGGUCGGCAACCCGCGGCUCUGGAGCCGCAUGCGGCUCUUUCUUCCCUAUGCUGCGGCUCCCAAUGGAUUUGGAAAAUAAAUAAUAAAUACUUAAUUGCAUUUUAUUUUAUUUUAUUAUUAUUUUUUUGUAAUUCUAAAUUCAAAGAUUAUAAUGCUCUUGUAACAUUAAAUAAACUAUUAAGGCUGCAACAACGAAUCGAUUAAGUAGAUUCGUCGUGACGAAAAAAUCCGUUGCCAACAAAUUCUGUAAUCGAUUCGUCGGGUCUUUAUAUAUGUCCAUGGACACCGGCGUGUAAACAUCAGCAGGACGCACAGAAAAGAAACAGCCAUGGCCGAGGCAGCGGCUGAGAAAAACAUGGACACAACCCAACCCAAAUCCCGACCUAAAACAUCAGUGGUGUGGGAAAACUUUACCAAGAUUGAAAAGGAAGGCGUUCAGUGCAACAUUUGCAAAGACCGUUUUGCAUGGCUCGGGAGUACAUCGAUGAUGCGUGAGCACAGGGCUCUCAAGUCUCACGCAUUCAGUGUAUGACACACGCAUUCCCACUCGUUCACACGCUCACACACCACACAUUGUAUUUCUCACGCAUUUAAAUGAACACGGUGAUGUCCACCAAGUUGCACUUCUUCAACUAUGGAACUGGGGGAAAUCAACUGAGUUCCUCCGAGAGUUCAGAAGCUGCGUGCCACGCACAAGCCAAUCAAAUAAAGUAUAUCUACUGAACAGCCAAUCAAAAAGCAGCAUUGCUGUAUCCGGGUAGAUUUUGAUAUCUUGCGGUCUAACUACAGAAGAAGACAGACACUCGCCGAAAUAGUUCAUUUAUUUCAUAAAUGCAACUCGCUACAGUUUUUUAUAUACUUUGUAUAAAGGUAAAAAAAAAAGAUGUAUGCAAUGUUAUCUUCAUUUUAGAUGUCAAAGAGGUUUUGUGGCUCCCUGUGUUUUCUUUUCUGUGGGAAACUGGUCCAAGUGGCUCUUUGAGUGUUUAAGGUUGCCGACCCCUGGUUUAGACAGAAAUGAGACACCAGCGCUGGUAUUUCUGAGGUAAAAGUAAAAGUAAAAAAAAAAAAAAGGUAGAUAAUUGCGAUAACUCUGGUUGUGUCUGUCUAGGUCUGGGGACUACAUUGAAGAUUUUUGGAUUUAUACCUACUGUUUGGACUGUGUAACAAGACCAUGAUAGUACUUUACUAAUAUAGGUCCAUUCCAGAAAGAAUAGCAUUGCUUUACAGUAUGUUUGUCUUAUUUAUGUUGUAUUUUAUUUUCAUGUAGCACAUCUUGCAAACCUUACAUGUUUGUUUUACUAACUUUCUCCUGCUCUAUGAUGUCCUCUCUGCCAACCUCAUUGGACAACCAGUUGAUUUUAUUUUUCCAUUAUCAUAGAUUUGACUUCAUAUUAGCAAUUUAUUUGAAAAAAAUGGAUACUUAGUAAAUGAGACGAUACGAUACAUCACCAGACAAAAUAUCGCGAUACUUUGCUGUAUCGAUUUUUUUCUCCCACCCCUACUUUACAGGUAGUAGAAGCUCAACUCAGGCAUGUAGUUCAACCAAAGCUGUGCAUUAAAACAUCACACACUUGCCUCUUGCCAGUUGGCGCAGGACAUCCUUUUCUCUGACUCUGACUCAUUAAAGCGCGUUAAAAAAAUUAUACAAUGUUUUUUUUUAAUGCGCUUCUACAUAUUGAAACGUGUGAGCUCCAUUAGGAAAAAGUCAUUGUUUAUCCUUUCUAACACCCGAUAGCUUGUCCAGCAGAAUGUGUUCUGACUUGAUAGUUUACGAUUACAAUAAGAGUUUACAGUAUCAAGUUUCCCCUCGGGGAUAAUUAAAGUUCUUUUUAUCUUAAUUUUCUUAGCUUUGUCCAGAGUACACGCACCUUUGGAAUCUAUAUUAUAAAAAUGUACACGUAAAAGGAUUACUUCUAUUUUAAAAAGUCAAAUGAAACAGGAAAUUUUGGAUCAGUUAAUCAAUCAGGCAAUCGUCUCUGUACAUCUACAUCCUGUGCUGUUAUUUUGUGCUUGCAGGACGUUUAACUACAUCUUAAGAGAACUACCUAAAGUACCCACCCAUGUGCCAGUGUGUGUGUUGGGAAACCACCGGGACAUGGGCGAGCAUCGUGUGAUCCUUCCUGAUGAUAUCAGAGACCUUAUCGCUGGACUCAACAGGUAGAGAUCAGUUUAAGGGUCAAAUGAAACCAGAGCCAUCGCUGCCUCUUGUGAAAUCUGAUUGGCUGUUGGGUUUUUGAAUUUGAAUUCAAGUAUAAUUAGUUCUCACUCUGAUGUGAUGAAGAGGAUGAAAAAGUAAAUCUAUACAUAUACUCCAUACAGGAAGCAGUCAUGAAAGUCAACCGCUUUUACUUGUGUUUCACAGGCCGAUGGGAUCCUCUUACAUCCACUAUGCUGAGUCCUCAAUGAAAAACGGCUUCGGCUUGAAGUAUCUACACAGGUUUUUCAACAUCCCCUUCCUGCAGCUACAGGUUAGUUUCUACAUCUGAAUGAUCACAAAUACUCAAACUGUUCUAGUUUUUCCAACUAUCGCUGAUUUAAGGAUCCGGUAAGCUUGAAGUCACAUGCUUUAUUGUUAAGCCAGAGCGACAUUCUCUCUAAUCAUGCUUUCUAACAGUGUGACUGCCGAGGCUUAAUCUGAGCCCUCGUUUAAUCAUUCAUGUCAAGUUUGUGCUUGUAUGUUGGUGUGUAUGUUCAGAGAGAGACACUUCUGAGGCAGCUGGAAACCAACCAACUAGACAUGGAUGCAACGUUGGAGGAGCUGUGUGUCCAACAGGAGACUGAGGAUCAAAACUAUGACAUGUACCGUGUUCCUUCUUUUUCUGUCUGCCUGUGUACUGUUGUCCAGAUCCCAGAGGAGGGACAUGAGCAGAAGUUUCGUUUUACAAUGGAUUUUGUUGAACGCUAGACUGUGUGCUGUGUGCACUCGGUACUAUCUGGUCAAAACCUCACACUUGAAAGCUUGUCCUUUCAGGGACUCUGUAGUGCAAAGGAAAUCUGUAAGGCACAACAGUUCCAACAUGAAAAGAGGGGAUAGAGUUGGAUGUAGGAAGAGUACAUGCUCACUUAAGUCUCUGCUGUCAGCUGCGAGGAAAGUAAGAAAAAAAAACUUACAAUUUCCUCAAGUUUUUUUCAAGCGUUGAACUCAGAGAAGUUCUGUGACCACAGCGACGUUGUUUGUCUUUUACUCAAGACACCUCCAUGCUUCUUUAGAUCUAAAAUACAUAGACUCAUUGAGACCAGUGAUUUAACCUAACCAAACUCUUCUAUAUUGGCCACACUACUGCACUCCUGCUAACUACAUAGACUGUUGUUGUUGUUGGACACUGUUGAGAUCAUCCUUGGGUUUAUAUAGCUAAACACCACUGCUGUAGUUGUAUGACUGGUAAGGAUGUUAAUUUGUGAAUUAAUCAGUCGGAUCAAAAACAUUUAGAAAAUAUGAUAAAAUCUCAUCAAUGAUGAGAAUUAAAAGCAAUUUAAAAAUUAGGCAUCAGGCCUCAUUUACAGCAUUCACAUGGAAAGUCUUGAUAUGGAUUUUAAAGGUUUAAGUCUUAAAAUUCUUACUCUUGCUUCCAAGAGUUGGUAAAUUUAAGAUGAGACACAUUUGAAACAUAUCUGACUACUUCACAUCGUAAUGUAAAGUUUUUGUAUUCUUGUUGGUGGAACUACUUGUUUCUUAGAAAAAAUGCAGCAUUUAUGGUACUUUAUUAUGUACACAUUAACAGACAGUAAACACAACUGAAAAGAGAGAGAAAUGAGAGCAUGUGAAUUUAAAGAAAUGUGGCUUUAAGAUGAAAAAGGCAGUGAAUUAAUUGUUGGAGGGGGUCUUAGGAGCAUAUUCUAAGUCUUUGAUUGUAAGAUAUUGUAUGUGCAGCAACCCUGAGUUCUGUUCAGUCUUGAGCUUGGGGGAAAAUGAAAUGAAAUGAUAUUAAUCAGUCAUGCUGUGAUUUCUGCAGAUUCUUGGAGAACUUGGAGUCUCGCAGUAAGGGCUACGGCUCCCCUGGUCCAGCCAACGGCCAGAGUCCAUCCUCAGGCUCCCAGUCUCCCAUUGUCCCUCCUAGUGGGGCCUCUACAGGCAGCUCCAGCCCCAGCACUCCGCAGCCUCCCAUUCCCCCCCAGGUUAUCCCACAGUCACCAUCUGUGACGGCGUCUUCCCCUCCAACUCCUUCAGCAGGGGUUAGCGGAGUAGCUUCGCCUGUUGUUGAGUCAAAGCCUCCAACCCAGUCGCCUCAACACCUUCAGUCCGCAGCAGCAUCUGGAGCAGCAGCCCCCCAGAAACGCGGCUUCAUGUCCCGCUGGUUCGGCUCAUCACCCGCUGCUGAGGCUUCUGCUUCUGGACUAGGUUUGACUCUUCUGUACCAACACUCCUUCAUUUAUUUAUUACAACAAGAAUGGGGAAAUAAUUCCACCUCCAAAGCUUCAACAGUUAGUGUCCUCAUUUCCCAAAUGCAUGUUGGGUGUUGCUCAAAAGAAAGGUGAUAUAGCACAGUGAUAAACAAGCUUCUAUCCCAGGCUUUUUUAUAGAAUAUGUUGCAGGCAUCAAAUUCAAUAUGAGUAUUUGCAAAAAGAAAAAACAAACAACAAAAAAGUUUAGCAUUUGAAUAUUGAAUAUCCUGAAACCGUAAAACCACAAACAAAAUUAGUAGUGCCAGUUAUGUGAAACAGAACUACCUAUAAACUACACAAAGGCUACAUGUAUAGUUCUAGAAAUUCUGCAAUGUUGAAAUAUUUCAAAGAUGUUGUUUAGUCUGUUUAAAAUAAUGUGGAUACAUGCCAAAUGCAAAUUAAAGGGAUAUUCCGGUGUAAAACUAAGUUAGGGCCAAAAACACCAAAACACCAAGUUAGACACCCCGUCGAGAGAUGAAUGUUGCCGACUGCUUGCUUCUCUAGUUAUACCAACUUUAGUAACGACCGCACGAUAGCAAUACACAGCAGUCUCAGGAGCCACACGCUCAACCAAAAAGCCACUCUGCAGAAGAACUACUGCGACUGCAGUUCAAAAUGAUUAAUAUCAUGAUUAUUACUGCAAGGAAAUGAUAAAGAAAUGAUCAUAAAUGUUCUUCUUUGAGCUGCAUCACCCUGCUGCAGUUAGUUUGAACUUGCCCGAGGUCUCCAUACGAACAAGCGGCUGCUGGAAGAGAGUAGGUGAGUCGUGUUUAGUCUCUUUGCUAAAGAAAUCAAGCAAAGUUAAAAAGAUGUUUGGCGGCUAGUGCUAUGGCUGGCACCCUAUUUAAAGUUAGGUGCUGUUCUGAGCAUUAUUUGUGGCUAUAGAGUGGAGUUUUGGUUUAGCGCGUGGCUCUCUGUAUUGCUAUCUGCGUUCGUUUCUAAAGUUGGUAUAACUAGAGAACCAACACUGAUCUCUCGACUGGGUGUCUAAUUUGGUGUUACGGUGUGUUUGACCCUAACUUAAUUUUAUGCCAGAAUAUCCCUUUAAAAGGUUUAAAUUAAUGAAUCAACAUUUGACGUCAGAUUUCAGAUUUCAGAUUCUGUUGUCAUACAUUCAAAGCCACACAUACUAUCCUAUUAUUUGUUGUUGUUUCAGCUGUUGAAUACUGUAGUACAAAACAGAAACUUCAGUCGACAGUAAGUAGUCACAAGAUUCAUGAUUUAGCAGUCCAGCAAUGCAGAGCUUUUCAAAUGAUCAACUGACCGGCUGGUGUGUGAAUGUCAUGUGAUCGAACAGUCUCGUCUGACUUUUUGGUAAUUAGGACGGCAACACAUGGCAGUGCUGUGAUGGGAGCUACAGUGUAGAUUUUUUAAUAGGUUUAAAUUGUUCAGUAGUUACUCACAUAAAUCUUCCUCUAUGUUUUCCUCAGAGGACCCGCCCGCACAGGUCUGUCCUUCUAAGGUUCAGAGCGUGGAUGAUUUUGUGCCAGAUGAAGGACUGGAUAGGAGCUUUUUGGAGGACAGCCUGCCCUCCAAGAACAAGGUGCCUCAGCCUGCGCCUGCUUCAGCCAUGGACAGUGACAGGUGAGCGUCGACUUAUAAUUUGUUAUGAGCUUGGAUAUCCUCUGAGAUGUGGUUAAAACGUCCUCUUUUCAUGAACCUAAAAAGAAACUUAUUGUGGAGAGGAACAAGACUUAAUUCAUUCUAUCCUCCUCGUGAAACAAUGUGUUGACUCAAAAUAUCAAGAUGUUUUGCACAUUUUUAUAGACUUUUAAAGAAGUUUGGGUAUAAACCACAAGAACUCAAAAAAUAGAUCCUGUUGAUGAGGUUUUUUCUCAAGUAUCUUUUGACCAGGGCUGUGACAGCGGCUUUCCAGCAGAUGGCCCCCUUCCCACCUCUUUGAAUGAUUGUGAAAAGCUGACUUCAAUAAAAUUAAAAAGUAAUGUGUUAAAAAGUUCACACAGACAUCAAAAGACAUUACCGUCUUUGAACAGCCAAGUGUUGUUUUUUUUGAGGUUAGAUGAAAAAUGAAGUGAAAUAUCAAUGUUAUGCAGUGUACAGAAACUUCAAAAUGUAUCGAGUUGACUGGUGAUUCUUAAAGAAAUGAAACUGUUGGUUUUAGAAAAUAAUACAACAGGGCUUCUUUUUUUGGCUUUAACUGUAAUAGCAUACAUGCAUUUUUGGCAGGUGAGCAUGUGUGCUACUUAACAAACCAAUUUACAGUAACUGCAGUUUAAAAGACAUGAUCAUUAAUUGCUCUUUUCAAAGUAAUGUGUCCUGUCAAAGAGAAAAGGUCAAAGAUCUGUUUUUGUUUACUUUCUUUCUCUUUAGCGAUGGUGAAGGCAAAGGAAACCCCAUGGUGUCUGGUUUCCAGGAUGAACUCGAUCCUGAUGACAAUGAGCCCAGCCUUCCCCAGCCGAAAUCCCUGCCCCCCAGUAAAGAUAUUACCCUGACUAGUGAUGAGGAGGAGGGAGUAACAAAAGCCCCUACCAUCACACAGGACCAGGACCUGGACAGUGAACCUGAUCUGAAAGCGUAAGUCUUCUUUUAGGAAAAAGAUGGCUGUCAGUAUUUCCUACAUAGAAUAUUUAUGAUGAUACAUUUGACUGUCAAAAUUUAGCAGGAUCAGAUUUUUUUUUUUCAAAAGGAGCUACUUGAAUAUUCAGAGAGUAAGAUAAGCAAAGACUGCUCCAUUGACAAGGGGCGCAAAACUAACAGAAUUUGAAAGUUCCUCACAGGAGCUCUAAGGACACUGACAGAAGACCUAUCUACUUUCUGAUCUGAAGCAAAAACGGAUAUAUGACGAGCUACUUUAAAGCUAUGUAAUGUGUAUUUUAGUGCAAAUAAACAGGCUGAGGUGUGAGUCAGAAAGAUCAGACAGAUUAAGCUCCACGGUGUAACAGGAUGAUAUACACAGUCACACUGUAAGGGUGAGUUUAACCAUGAUCGCAGCUGACUUCCUGUGGCUUCUUAGAUUUGAUGAUUAAAAACCUUGAAUGUUCGCCUCCGCUGCUGCGGCAAAAAGUGACUUCACUAAAAGAGCACACAGACAUGAAAAGAAAACUGUUAAGACAAAAGAUAAAUAUAAGUUAACAUGAGUUUGGUAUUUUUCAGGCCUGAGAUCCUCGUCACAAAGCCAAAGGUGGCAUCAAAACCUCCAGAACCCCGAGGUCAGACUGCAGCGCCCAUUUCCCUCACCCUGACUCCUGCAGCAGAGCAGCCCAUCCGACACCAAGGCAAGAAAAAGGGCAGCACUCCGAAAGCUGAGGACUCUGAUACAGACCCUGAGGCUCCUGUAGCACAGCAGAUGCUCUCAUUUGUCAUGGACGACCCCGACUUUGAGUCUGAAGCAUCAGAUACACCAAAAAUAGCAAAGGUGAAGAAGAUUCAUCACCUCCACAACAAUACUGUCUGAGGUUAACUCAGGAUACAGCAGGUUUUAUCAUUUUACUGAGCUGUUUUUUAUCAAGUUUAUUGAAGUCAGUAUUUGAGUCACACUGAAAAUGUGACGCAAAUCAGGCAAACUUCAGUCAUAGUUCUUCCGUCCACUUGAGAUAUUUAGAUUGCACUUCUUUGAACUUCCCACCAACCUGGAAACUUGACAUUAAUUUCAUAUUUUUGGAAACUCUUGCAUGAUUUCAUUUUUUGCUUCUACAUUUUUUUUGUAGGAAUCAUUUCCCAUCAGAGACGAGCUUCUGUCCGACCUCUCUGAUGACGACCUGCAGUUAUCCAAGGUGCCAGAACCUCUGAAGCCCACUGUGAUCUCCUUUAAACACAAGGAUGAUACUGACCUGUUUGGCCUUGGCUUCCAGGAGGAGGCUCCUCCAGCCAAAGACAGUAGUGAGGACCAGGAAGGCAAGUCCUCAAACAUCAGUGUCUCUCUAACUCUGACGCUCUGUCCACACGUAUACAGACAUUUUUAAAAACUGUUUUUUUGUCUGAGUUUACAGAAAAAUCCUGUCUACACUUGAGGUGUUUUUGGAUAUUUUACACUGAAAAUGAAAUUAAUUAAAUCAAUGAAUACUUCAACAUCACAGAAACAGUUUAGACAUACCAUAAGCAUAUCACACUAGUUAGUGGUGAUUGUAUAUUAAUCACUCUAUCACAUCAAAACACUAUAAGCCGCAAUUGGAAAAAGUAUUUUUUAAACUGUAGACAGAGUGGUGAUUUAAAAAGUAUUGAGUAAGAUAAAAUUAUUUGCCCCAAUUCCACAGUAUAAUGAUGGUUCACUUUCCUGGUAACAGGGUUCCUACACAAAUAUGAAAAGUAUGGAAAUAAAUUUGAUUAAUUUCCAGGUCUUAAAAAGUAUGGAGAAUGAAAAAUGAAGUAUGUAAAAAUAUUUAUGUUUCCAGAAUAUUACCAAAGUUCUCAAAUACUGUUUUCUAAAGUAGAAAAGUAGGUAUUUCCAAAAAUAAUUCAAAAAAUUAGGGUAUGGAAAAAUAUGGAAAUUUCAACGGCGUAGGAACCCUGUGGUAAACAUUAAAUUAAAUCAAACAGUAUUGACCUAAACUGGUCGUCCAUCAUUUUGGUACAUGUACAACACUUCGUCAGAAUUAACCAUUCUAAGGGUGAACGAGACCUCAUCCUCAAGUUGAUUUUUAGCAGCAGUUCCACUAGUAUCUGCAAAUCACCCUUGCUAUUGUUCUUGUAGGUGACACCACAUGAUUUCUGCUUCUUGCCGAGUUAGGAAAUCAUUUGAGCAGACAUCUUUGUGGCUGUAGAGCCCAUGUACAAUACUGCAGAAAAUUCUAUAAUUUCAUCCAGGGUAGAUUUUGUGCAUUAAUAUAAAUUAAUAAUAUUUUGCUCAGACUUUUUCCUGCCCCUUAGUAAAAUUUCAAUAAAACAUCAGGGUGGGUGAAGGUGUUAUAAAAUCAGAUAAAAGUCAGGAACAUUCUCUCUGACCAAGAGCGUAAAUUGAUGGUAUGUUCAUAAUGACUUACUCGGCUUGAUACUCUCAACUGCUCGCCUCAGUUGUCUGUGUUGUGUUUCCUGUGAUGUAAUUACACAGAAAUAGUUGCCAUCACUUCCUUGCUCAAUGCUACCCUACCCUCACAAAUGUAUUGAGCUAGUCAAGCUUUCUUACAGAGAUUAUCUCCCCCGUGAUGAGAUGCAUUUUAAACAUUCUGAAAAUGUCCCUGCUCAAAUGUUCUGAUGUUAUUUUGAAAAUGUUGGAGGAUCGUGCGUCAAAGGUGCUCUAACUUAUGUUAACCUUUUGUCUGUGUCAGAGGAGAGGAGUGAUGGUUUCAUGUACUGACCAACGCCACUUAUCAAAUAUCUGAUAGAAACAGAAUUUAGUCUUCCUGCUCUAGUCUCUGCUGCAACACUGACAACAGCGAAACAUCUCUUAUCUGUGGCUUAUUUAUCAUAGUUUCACCUCAUAAGAUAACAGCUGGCAGGAAGAGGUUUACUCGCCUGUUUGCAAGUUUUACUUUCAGAGGUUAAAUGUGCGACGACACUGAAGUCAGUGUCUGGGUAUUAAUGAAUCACUUAUUGGAUUUGUUAAUCAAGGUGAUUGAAAUGAUCACAGAUAUUUCCUGUAAUAAGAAAUUAUUUUAAUUUUUAUUACCGUUUAUUGGACCAUUUUAACUUAGGUUUCAAUUUCAAAUCAACACCAUGAAUUUGAAACAGAGAAUUAAAAACUUUUUUUUUUGUGAAGUAUGAACUAAGAUUUGAUCAGACACACAUUCAGAACGGGAGUGAACUGCAUCACAGGCUGUUUCCAUGCAAUUUGCUUCAGUCUUACAAUUGACUGUGACUGAGAUUAACUGUUAGCAUCUUCACUGUCGCUGCCCUCAGUGGAGUAAAUUCAUGACAGAUGUACUUAAUCCCAGUUUAUAACCAGAUUACUUCCUGAAGCGAGAAAAAAAAAAGAAAAGAAAAGCAGUCUUAGUGCUCUAGAUGAUGCAUUUUGCAUGUUUCACAGCCACGGUUUGAUAUCUAAGAACGGUUAUACUUGGAUAUCAAAGUCUGCCUCUAAUACAAGCCUUCCUCAUAUAAAGGCCUGGUGCCGUCUCCAUUAAGAGCAAAUAAAACCCUGUUUAUAUCUGAGGAUUUAUUAUGUUUUUUUUUAUAUCUCUGUUCUCCUCUUUCAGAUAAAGAAAGUAAACACCCCUCUAAAGACAAGAAGAAAAAGAAAAAGAAGAGCAAAGAGGUAAAGUAGAAGAAUACACACAAGUGUCUUAAAUACUGUAGUUACAAUGUAAUUAAUCUGGUUUUUGUUCUCAGGAGGACGAAAAGAGCAAAAAGAAACACAAACACAAGAAAAAAGAAAAAGAUGACACUGCAUCAGUGGAUGAGAAAGAGAAAAAGAAAAAGAAGUCCCGGCCCAAGAAAACAGAUGUGGACGAGCUGGAAGACUUUCUGGGCGGAGGAGCAGGCUCGGUCAAAAGAGAUGAUGGUGAUUAUGAAGAACUAUAAAAAGUGACUGUUUUAUGAGGUUGAACGAGCCGCAGAACAGCAGCGAGACAUGGGGUUGUGAAAAAAAAACCUUCCCGGUUCCUUGACUAGUAUGAGCAUAAAGUAUCUUCAAGCCAUACACAUACGCAAGGCUUCUGAUGACCCUGAGGUCACAUAACCAAGGACUGUGGUUCCUGUAUGUUUCCUCUGAUUGAUUUCCCAUCUGCACUUCUGCUAUCACUUCCAUUCCAACCAAUGAGAAACAGCAGGGAGACCCACGAGUACUGUAGUGAAACCUGACAUGAAAUCAGAUGAUUGGCAUCGCCACCAAUUGGCUCUUUGUACUUUGACUUCACUGACUUGUUUUCUUAAUAUUUUCUUUGUUUUGAUACACUCUGUAAGUGAUCCACUCCAAAUUAGCGACUGUAAAUAGGGUUACCUUUUUUGUCUGAAUAUGUGUUUGGUGGAUAUAUUGACGGAGAGCAUGCUAAAAGUAAUGACUGACUGCUUAGAGACUCCAUAGUAUUCUGUUUUUCCUUCUGUCCUAUUUGUCGGUUUUGGUGGUCAACGGCAGAUUGAGUCUUGUGUCUGGUUAGAAAAGGAGGAAGAAGAAGAAUUUCUGGUUAACUGGUUUAAGAAUUCAACCUUUGACACACAAAAAAUAAAUAUUUGAGUCUAUCCACAUUAAGAUGGCAAAAACAUUUUACUUUAGAUUUUCUGUCCUUUUACAUUUCAGCAGCAUUUAUCUGACCUUUCCUAAUCCUAAUAUUUGACAAGUCUUUACUAUCAGUGUAAACCAGCAAAACAAAGCCUUGGGUAGAUUCUGAAGUAAUGGCUGCUGUUUUUUUUUAAAGCACCUGGCUCCAAUGUUCGUCCACAUGCUUCAGCUGAAGUCACACGUUUAUCAGAAUGUGGAUAAGUUAGCUGCAACUGAGCUGGCAGCUACCAAACUGCUGUUUCAUAUCAUGUGGCAUUAUAUCUGUUGAGGUAUAAACAAGACUGGAAAACUUCUUUAUUCAUAGUUUUUACAUAUUCAAUCCAGUCAUAUCCACUUUAUUUAUAUAGCACAUUUUAAAAAAACAUUAAAGUUCAACCAAAGUGCAGCAAAGUUAAAUCAUAGAAUAAAGUGAAUUGGAUUUCAAAUAUCAGAAUUCCAUUGAGAAAUUGGCUCCAUCAAAAUCCUUGUGACUGAUGAGUGAAAGAAAACAUUUUACCAUAAAUAAGCCAGAUCUGGAUUUUUCAGCUCAUGAAGAGAAUUUGAGAAAAACCAAGAUGAUGCAUCUAUAUUCAGUCAUGUAUAUGUUAAAAUAAUCAGCACGGUUAAUGGGAGUAGAGGGGGGCUUUAGUGCAAGAAAUCUUUGAAUAAUGCACAAUGAUGCAGUUUGGAAUAGGAGCAAAGGAAUUUGACAUACAAAAAGUCAACUUUGCAUUUACUCAACUAACAAUCAUAAAGAUCAUUCACUCUUAGGGAGCAACCUUUUCUUUUUUCAGGGAGGACAGAUGAAAGGAAAACCAACCCAGACUACAAUGUGUUUGUUAUUCUCAGAGCAUGAGCUAAUGUGUGGAUGUCGUCUCAGUCCAAAAUUAACAUGAACUCAUUUUUGGCCUUGGUCACCCCCCUUAAGCUGCAGCUAGCAAGUCACACCAGUUUUUUCAUUUAAAGACCUUAACUAAGGAUAGAAAUGACUCUCCUGUCCUGUUAACACUCAUUCUAAGGCCACUUUUCUCUGCUUGUGAGCUACACACAGUUUAUCUUCAUCACUUCUGCAAUUGCCUUAAGGAAGGUUACUACAAGGGAAUGAUGUGCCGCUGUCUUCAUGAACCAUUUUUAAGUGUUCUUACUGUAAAGAAUCAGAAAGCUUGGUCGGGCCCAGAAUGUUGUUUGUCUUUCUAUUGAUGAAACAGAAUAUACCAUCCUUUAAGACUGCAGUGAAUCAGUGCAAUGGUUUGUCGUUUGUUUGUUUCUCAUUUGACAACAAAACACCAUCCAAAAGAGGAGUUAUUCUGAAAUUCUGUGAAUAUUUCGCUAUAGGUAACAUUUCAAGGAUUUCCUUAUUGUUUUAUCCUUUUGUUAUUUAUUGCUGCUGUUUUUGUUUUGUUGAAAAAUGUCGAGAUUUUGUGAGAGUUGAGCUGAAUCUGUUUCCCAAAACUCUUCCCGUAAUCCAUCGUAUAGUGGUUUACUUCCACUGCUUUUAAGGUGAUACGAUUGUGGUGAUUAACUGCUAAACUUUCAUUUCUUGUCCAAUGCCUCAGAUUGCCUGCUCAUAAUAGACAGAGAUGAUGUGCAGUAUCUUCCAUAAAUAACCAAAAUGUUUCAAAUGAGCGAAGCAUUCUUGCAUCUCUAGAGAGAUUGUGUAUUUUUAGACACGUUUUGACUACAGAUUUCAUACAGUUUCCAUAUCACACACACAUAGACGGUGACACUCUGUUGGUUUACAAAGAAAUCAUGUUUUAUUUUCCAAAGUUGAAACUAUGCAGCAUUGAUCCUGAAUACUGUAUGCUCUUUUUUCAUUUGUCGUGUGACCGAGGAUAAAUGCUAAAAGCACAGUUUCAAGCAAAGCAUGAGACUUAAAUGUACAGCAAGAGAAGAAUGUAUAAAGUAUAUAAAUAGAUCUAUAUAUUUGAAGCGCUUUGUUCCAAAAUUUAUACACAGGCCAGGUUGAAAAAGUCAAAGAAAUCCUCAAAGAGAAAUAGAAAGGUCAAUACAGAAACAUAAAGUAAUGGCAGUAGGAUGGGAAUGCAAUGUUUUCCAAUAAGAUGUGUGAUAUUUUGGAAUGAAGCCCUUCAUUUAUUUUUCACCCCAUGUCAUGUUCCAUCUUUACACUAUGUGUGAGUUUGCCUCUGUUUGGUCUGUCCAAUAAAUGCAAACUUAUUUCUUCAUAAA